Messenger RNA from Esox lucius (northern pike), 2622 nucleotides. It is a transcript of the gene tmem236, whose product is annotated as transmembrane protein 236. The coding region runs from base 259 to 1281 and encodes 340 amino acids. Lineage: Eukaryota; Metazoa; Chordata; Actinopteri; Esociformes; Esocidae. The record is from RefSeq and is a predicted model, not a curated record. The transcript has 4 exons.
AAAGUCUAUGAUUUUCAGGGCCAACUGGGGCUGGUUGGUCAUGUGGAACCACGGGUGGAGAGCAGAGUCCACAGGAGGGGCCACUGGUUCCUGCUCCAGUCAGGAAGGGAGUUUUAAACUGGUGUCGAGUGAUUUGGAUCCUGUGUUGGUGUUGAUUGUACUGUUUGGAUUCUGUGUGGUGUUGGACUGGAACAGUAAGUGGUUGAUAAAGGAAAGGUGCCUGGAUCUAGGUGCUGGGGGAGAAGUGUUACCAGCAGAAUGCCGUCAGGGCGGUUGAUCAAGCAGGUGGUGUAUGAGGGGAUGCAGUUUGUGUGUCUGAGCGUUCCAGUGUUUGUGGUGAUAGAGAGGUUUGCCUCUCUAAUGCUCCAUGUCACAGGAGAUCUGACUGCCUAUUGGCUGGUUGUGGCAGCAUCUAUUGCCUAUGUGACCUCCAUCUCUUUGCUGGUUUGGGUUCCAAUUCGGUACCUCAUUCUCAAGAAACGCAGGAUCCUCACAGACAUCACCCAAUGGAGACCAACAACAUUGGCCUAUGUGAUUCUGUGUACGUUGCCAUGCUUCGUUAUUCUGAUUGCUGCUUCCAAGGUGCAGGUGGAUAAGGGACCACAUUACCGAUAUGAUCACUUUUCUGAGCUGCCUGUCUCUCUAGUGCUCUUCUCUCUAAUCUGCAUGGAUAUCAUUGAGAGAAUCAAUCCCUUCUGCCUCACUGGUCAAGGUGACAAUGGGGAGAUGGAACUGAACAUGUCUGGUCCUGUUCUGACCCACCCUGAGCAGGUGAACAGUGUGUCUGGCAGACUGCACUCUGAGCGGGGGCAGAAUGGGGUGGUAGCAAAUGUCUCAGCAACAGGGAGGUGGAGGGACCCAGAACCAGCCUCCUACCUCUAUUCCUCCUCCCACUCCGGCUCACUUCACUUCCUGUGGUCUCGAGACAUGAGGUCAGAGGUGUUUGCUCACAGCUUCCUGUUCUGGAUGGAUGUGGUGGAGCUGGUUCGCAUGGCAGGGGUCCCAGAUGUGUUUUACUCCGGCUGGAUUUUUGCUGGCUACAUCCUGGCAUUUUUGUCUUGUCUCCGUCUGGUAUUGACACCUCACAGUGCUCUGUUGCCAUUGGCUGGCUUUCUCCUGCAGGACCUGCCCUUCCUAGUGCUGCGCCUGGCUCUGACCUCUGUCCAUGGUUUCGUAACACCAUUGUUCUACACUAUGAAGAACCUUUUGAUCUGUCUGACAUUCAUCUACUUCAACUUUAUGACCAAGCUUCGGUUUUUUCGCCGGGAGAGCAUGUUCUGAGGGAAUACUAGAGGGACACAUUGUCAACCCUGAUAUUCCUGUAUAUACUAAAAGGACACAUUGUCAACCCUGAUAUUCCUGUUAAUACUAGAGGGACACGUUGUCAACCCUGAUAUUCCUGUUAAUAUUAGAGGGACACAUUGUCAACCCUGAUAUUCCAGUUAAUACUAGAGGGACGCGUUGUCAACCCUGAUAUUCCUGUUAAUACUAGAGGGACAUGAUGUCAACCCUGAUAUUUCUGUAAAUACUAGAGGGGCACGUUGUCAACCCUGAUAUUCCUGUAAAUAUUUGAGCGACAUGUUUUCAACCCUGUUAUUCUUGUUUGUACUGUUGUGGAGUGAAAGCUUGUCAGUGAUCUUAUUGCUGUUUAUACUGGAGGGACACCUUGUUUCCAGAGAUGCUAGGCAUAGCUGUGGUAGUUAAUGUUGUUUUUCCUGUAGAAUAUGCCCCAAAAGGUAGCAUAUAGAGAUUGAACAGAAGCGGUCCGAGAACUCAUCCCUGUGAAACUCCACCUGUCAUAGCAACCCUAUCAGAUUCAUGAUUAUCAAUGGUGACAAAGCAACUAACACAGUCCUGUCCCACCAUUAUAAACUUGAUCCAUUUUUAUAGAACGUAUAUUCUUUUAUGAAAUUGUAAAAAGUAAGGGCCAAGGAGAAGGUAGAACAAUAGCCUGGGUGCUUCAGUAAGGGCCAAGGAGAGCACAGAACAAUAGCCUGGGUGCUUCAGUAAGGGCCAUGGAAUGGUCAGAACUAAUAGCCUGGGUGCUUUAGUAAGUGCCAAGGAGAGCGCAGUACAACAGCCUGGGAGCUUCACUAAGGACCAAGGAGAGCGCAGAACAAUAGCCUGGGUACUUCAGUAAGGGCCAUGGACAUGGGAGAACAAUAGCCUGGGUGCUUCAGUAAAGGCCAAGGAAAGCGCCAACCAAUAGCUUAAGUGCUUCAGUAAUGGCCAAAGAGAGGGCAGAAAAAUAGCCAGGGCCUCCCUGAUGAUUAUUGCUAAUGAUGGCUCUAGACUUUCCUGUUAUGACUAUAUGUUUAGUACCACGGACUUGAGGGGCUUAGAUGGGGAGGCAAGAGUAAACUAUCAAUGCUAUUUGGCUUUCCGAUUACAAAAAAUAAAAGGCAACAUUUUUCUAGUGAGUCAAUGGCAUCGUACCUUCGGUCGUUCCAACUUUUUCCAUUGUAGGUAAAACUUAGAGCAUUUUCCGUGGUUGGGUAGAACUCCAUUGCCCGUCAUUCAAAUAAAUGACACAACCGCUUAGUCGAAUGAUAAAACUGAACGAGUCAGUCUUUUACACGUCUUUUUUACUUAGGCAAAGGCUCCAUGCUUGUUUUCAUCUGU